UGGCGCCGUUGCCGUGGUAACGGGACGCGGCGCCAGGAGCCGGGGGGGGCCGAGCGCCGGUGGCCGUCAUGUCCGAGAUACUGUGCGAGUGGCUGAACGGGGAGGUGAAGCUCUCCCGGAGCGUGGUUCCAGGAUCACUUUCAGAAGAAUUUUCUACUGGCUACCUCCUCGGAGAACUUCUGCACAAGUAUGGUCUUCAGGAUGACUUUAAUCAAUUUUCACAGAGCAGGGCUGCAAAUGCAAAGCUUAACAAUUUUUCUCUCCUGGAGCCCACGCUUCACCUGCUUGGAGUAGACUUUAAUGAGAACGUGGCCCAUGACAUCAUGAUAGGAAAGCAUGGGGCUGCAACAAAGCUUUUAUAUGAAUUGUACAUUGCUUUAGAAAAAAAAAGAAAAACAAAGCUCACUGGAGUAGCUAUGGAAGCAAUGAGACCUGCAGUACCUGCAAGGCUCAAGUCUGUUGGAAGUGUUUCAUUUCGAGAGCGUUUGAAAUCUUUAACAUUACGUCAGGCUGAUUUGCAACUACGGCAGGUUUCAGAUCAUUUUGAAAUGAAAUCUAAGACAAUAGAGGAUAAAAUAGCUCAUAUACAUAUUUCAGAACAACAGAAAUCUCAAAAGCUUCAAGAGGAACAAAGAGCCCAAGACACUGAAAAGCGUCGCAUAGGAAGAAGACAAAAUGAAAUAAUGGCCCGUAUUCAAGCAGCUGUUAUACAGGUUCCAAAGCCAUCACUAAGCCACACCUUAAAAGCUAAUGAUGCAAAAAAAUUGCUAAAGAAGAAAAGAGAAGCGGAGGACACUUACAUGGAGAUUAACAAGUUUGAGAAGUCCAUUGUAGGAAACGCUUUUGAAGUACACAGCCAAGUCACUGAUAGUGAAAUACAAGAAUCGUUACAAACAGAGAAGUUGCAAGAAACAACCCUAGAAAGUACAGCACAGGCAGCAACUGAGCUAUUACCUACUUAUUCAGAUGAUGAAUAUGUAAGAAAAAUUCAAAAACAUUUGGAGGAAGAUAUGUUUUCUAGAGAACAGCGAGAAAAGAGACGUCGUAAAAUGUUAAUGGAACAGUUAAUAGCACAUGAAACAGAAGAGGAGAUUUACCAGGAGGAACAACUUAUUUACAAGCUCAUGAGACAAUCUCAGCAGGAGCGGAGGAUUGCUGUUCAACUCAUGCAUGUUCGACACGAGAAAGAGGUCUUAAAACAAAAUAGAAUUUUCAGGGAAAAGCAGUAUGAAGAAAGACGACUUAGAGAGUUCCAGGAAGCUCUUGACAGAGAGGCGGCUCUUGCAAAACAAGAAAAAAUUGAUUGUGAAGAACAAAUUGUCAAGGAAAGAGAGCGUCAUGAGAAAAUUGCCAGUGAAAGAGCUCAGGCUCAUUAUAAAAAGCAUUAUAACAUCUGUUGGGAAGUGAUUGACCAAAUUGUUGAUUUGUCAACAAAAAUAGGAGAAUAUCGAGUACUGACAAACAACAAAGUUCCAUUAAAACUGAUCUGUGACUGGAAGGAAUUAUUUUUUAAUGGAAAAUCAAUAUAUGAAAAAGCCUCAAUUAAAACUUUGCCAAGUGAACCAAGCCCAGAACAACUUAUAGAGUUGAAUAAAAUGGAUCUAUUAGAUGAAAAAGAUUAUGGUGAAUACAAGAGUAUGACAGGGGAAUGGUGCCCAACUGAAGAGAAAAGAGAAAACAUAUCUCCUCUUAAUAAUAACAUAUUGGGUCAUGUGCUUCAUAGACUGAUGGACAUUUUCUAUCCUUCAAAACCCAGAUCUUCACUACCUGUAAUUCCUCCAUUUCCCAUCAAGGGAUGUAUUCUGGGAAAACUUUUUAGUGGAAAAACUACCUGUGUAAAGUUUCUUGAAAAAGUUUGCAAUAUUCAGGUACUGUCUGUUGAUACUCUGGUUCAGGAGGCCAUCCAAGCUUUUCUUAAUAAUGAAAUGAAAACUGAACACAACUUGAUUUCACAGGAAGCAGAGAGCUCUGCAAAACAAAACAAGGUUCAGGGGAACUUCUCAGCAUCAUCAAUGAAAUUUCUAACAGGAACAUUUACUAAUGGAACUGAAGGUAAUCAUCCUGUCAAAAAGCAUCCAUCUGAUCAGGAAAUUGUAUCAGACCACAAAGAGAAUGACAUAUCCAAGCUAUCUGUACGUGCCCAGCUUGGCGCUGCAUCACAGAAAUUGCUGAAGAAAGGAAAAAGUAUUCCUGAUGAAUUACUAGUUGACAUCCUAUUGGAAGCCAUUAACCGCGCAUCACCAGAGAAGGGAUGGAUUCUGGAUGGAUUUCCAAUGACGGUUAAUCAGGCAAGGCUAUUUGAAAAAGCCUGUACAGGGAUUGAUCCAGAUGAAAUGGAAGCAAAAUAUGUGAACUGUGGAAAGAUCUCACUUGUUACAAAUCCUAGAACCCCUAACAAGCCUUCUGUUGCCUUACCUGCAUUUGAUGUUUCUGUAUUAUUGGAUAUUUCAGACACCACAGUAUUGAAACGUGUGGCUAGCUUGAAGUCAGAUAAAUCAAAGCCCUCUCAAAUUGAACAGGAGAACAACAGUCAAAAUUCAGAUGUUAAAAUCAUAGAAGAGAUGACUGACUUAGCAAAGGACCAGGUGCUGCAUAGAAUUUCAGGCUUCCUAGACACAUGGCCAAAAUUAGAGAACUGGUUUUCAGACAAUCAAAACACUCUAGUGAAGGUCAAUGCAGAGACAGAAGAAAGUAUUGUGUGCAAAACUGUGAAGGAAAUUCUGAUUGAAGAAAUUGACAAAAAGCAGAAUAAAAGGUCAGUACUAGAAGAAUCACCAGAAGAAAAGGCUUUGCCAGUUAAACCUCAAGAUCUGCUUUCUCCUAUUUCUGUGACACCACCACAGAUUAAGCCAGGGACAGGUGAAUGGAUUUAUGUAGAUGAGCCACUUCCCAAGGAGAUACCUGAUUUUUUAGUUCCUUAUUGGGAAAUUGUAGAAAAUGUGUAUGUGAAUACCAUCAAAACUGUACUUAGAUGUCUAAGGGAUGAACAGUACUCCAUGAUAUAUUACUUAGCAGAUAUUAGAAAAAAUUUCCAAGAUUAUUUAAAGCAUCCAGAUCAUAAGCAGGAGUUUGUAUCCCAGUGGCAAUUAGAUUUUAAUUCAAUUUCUGAUGACCUACGGGAAGAUGAGGAAACAAAAGCAGAACUCCACCAAAGAGUAACUGACUUAAGAGAUCUUCUCUGGGAUAUCUGUGAUAAAAGAAGGGAAGAAGCAGAGCAGGAACGUACUGAUAUCAUGAAUGAUGGCUGGUUGCGAGAUCAUAAGGGGAUUGCAAUAAACCAUUUUUUUUCACUUAUGCAGGUUGAAGUGGAUCGUUUCCAAGAUACAAAGAGACUUCUUCAUGACUAUUAUAGAGCAAUGGAAGGAAAAAUCCCAACAGAGGACAGACAAGGUUUUACUAGACUCCCAUUGCUAGAUAUUGUCGAUAAGGAGCAGAAGGAAGAUCAGAAUGAAUCAAGAAGGAUUCCUCUGGUUUCUUAUAAACUGCCUUCACCAGAAACAAAUAUUACUAAAUCAAAAAGCAAGGGAACUCUACUGAAGAGUGUUAAAGAUGAGAAUUCUUCUGAAAAUGUAGUGAUUGCUUUUGGGAAAGAUGAAAAUGUUAUUUCUGAUACAUGGCAAACAGCAGUAACAGCAAUAUCAGAUAUGGUAAGAGCAGAAAUACAGUCAAAAGAAGUGAAGGAAGAAGAAAAGCAGCUACAAGUGAAAGAAGAUCUGAAGUCUUCUCAGACAAUGUCAAGCAGGUCUACUGAGAAAGAUGCCAAAGGCACCAAAAAAUCCCCCAAAUCGCCUACUAAAAAGAAAGGACCUUCUUCUACUGCCUCUGCAGCUGAAGGCAGUCCAGUUCCUUUAACCUCUGAAGAACUGAAGAAACAAAAACUGACGCUUAAAAUACAGCAAGAAUAUUUUGCUGCCCUGAAACAUGAGGAGAAAGCUACAAAAACUCGGCUAAAACUUAUAAAAGAUAAAGCUAUAGCAUAUGUUGAAGAGUUAACAAUGAAAGCAGAAGAAGCUUAUGCAGAUAUGGAAAAGUGGCUUGGAGCAAGGUUCCUAGCAGAAAUGUCCAGUGUUGAAAAGCUGAUUGAGGUAGGACGGCACCAUAUUGAAAGUUCUAGCAAAAUCCAAUAUGAAAUGAAUUUAGAAGAAACAGAUUUCUUCAUCAGCAGUGAUGUAAAAGUGAUUCCUGAUCCUGUUCCUCCAUCACAAGUUCCACUAAUAGAGACUUCUGAAAGUAGUACUUUAACUAUUUCACAACUUAACACACUUCAUAAACACUUUCUACAAGUGGCACCUAAGGGUUUCAUACAAAAGGAAGUAUUUAUUGACAUUUUUAUAGAUCUGAUUAAUUCAAAUCUUGGAGCAAAUUACCUUCCUGAUGCAUGGAUGAACCUAACGCUUACAGAUUUACAUAAGCUGACAACUGCAUUCAGUACGAACACAGAACUGAUUGACUGGCGCAGAUUCAUGUUAUCAGCAGCACAGCCUUGGCCAGUGCCAUCUGUGACACAACUUCUCAAAACCCUCCAUAACUUCAUGUCAGUUGAUGUAGCUGGAUCAGGCUUUGUUACAGUGGAAUACUACAUGCAGGUUGGCUUAUGGUUUAAUGGAAGUGAAGAUCUAAGCAAAACAAAAGAUUGCACAGAACAUUUGGCUUUUGAUAGGUUAGGAAAUCUCUUAAAAUUUUUCUUCCAUUUAUUUGCUGAUACUGGAAAGGUUCCUGCACUGCUCAACUAUUCUGAGAUGUUACUUUAUUUUGCUUCCCACUCUGAUCCUACUGAAGGUGUUUACAGAGCACUUAGCAUAGCUACUAGAACAUACAUUAACAAAAAAGAAGCGUCUCUUGUAUGUGAGACUUUUCCAUAUACUAAUACAGAAGAAGAUGAAAAUGAACUCUUGAAUUAUAGAGGUGAAGGAGUAGUUUCACUGGCAACUCUGCUCAAAGUGUUUCCUGAUGGAGGAAGUAGGGAUGAAGACAAUCAUAGAUUUUGUAGCCUGGAGAUAGAAGGCAGUUAUGAUAAGCAUUUCAUAAAAAUAUACAAAGAAUUGGGCAAUGAAGAUCUAACACCUCUUCCAGUUGAACUCCUUUUGAAACACCCUUUCAUUCAAGACUUGAUUAAGAAGUACCAAGGGUACAAACUUCACGAUAUUAAAUUCUUCCUUCAAAGAGCUGAACAAGCACAGUCAACUGAUGAGAAAACCACAUGUAAAGACAGUGAUGUAUGAAAACCUGUGGUUCAUAAAAGAAUUUUUUUUUUUUAAUUUAUGCAAGAAAUGAGUGCUAGAUCUCUACUCCUCCCUCUCAAGGGAAAGAUUUAUUCAUAUAUUCCCACAAGAGUCAAAUCCUGAAGCACUUACACAUUUAGUUAUUACUUCAAAAGUUAUUACUUCCAAUUAAAAAAAAGAAAGAACAAACAACAACAAUAAAAACAUCAAUAUUUAUUAGUUCAUAUUAAACAACCUGAUAUAACUAAGUUCUAAAUAAAAUAAAGCCUGUUUCUGAAUUUAUACAG
Molecule: messenger RNA, 5509 nt
Organism: Phasianus colchicus (ring-necked pheasant)
Lineage: Eukaryota; Metazoa; Chordata; Aves; Galliformes; Phasianidae
Gene: SPEF2
Product: sperm flagellar and cilia associated 2
Biological process (GO): sperm axoneme assembly
Cellular component (GO): manchette; sperm midpiece
Molecular function (GO): protein binding
Source: RefSeq, a predicted model, not a curated record